Messenger RNA from Diceros bicornis minor, 9093 nucleotides. It is a transcript of the gene ZNF619, whose product is annotated as zinc finger protein 619. The transcript is spliced from 7 exons. The record is from RefSeq and is a predicted model, not a curated record. Gene Ontology annotation, molecular function: DNA-binding transcription repressor activity, RNA polymerase II-specific. Bases 2461 to 4164 code for a protein of 567 amino acids. Gene Ontology annotation, biological process: negative regulation of transcription by RNA polymerase II. NCBI's taxonomy places the organism in Eukaryota, Metazoa, Chordata, Mammalia, Perissodactyla, Rhinocerotidae.
UUUGGUUGAGAUUGUCAAAGUGAGGGGAAGAGGACAGUAAGUUAAGGAGAACUGUUAUAUGGAGUUUGAAGGUUGUGAUUUUGUGAAGUUGGAGUGACUUGAGCAAGUCUGAAUGCUUCUGGAAAAGCAGCUAAUUGGAGGACAGGGGCUGGUUCUUGAGAAAACAAGACAGAAUGGAGCCUCGAGAAGAGGAGGGAUUGAUGAGCUUUACAGGAGCGAUGUCCUUUGCCUGAAAAGGAAGAAAAAGUGAGUUUAGAUGCUAAGUGUGUAGGUUUGCUCUCAGGAAAUUGAGAAUGUCUCACUGUGAUCGCUGAAUUUUCCUGGAGUUAGAAGGCAAGGUCACACUGAGAAAGGGAGGAGUGAGGAAAUGUAGAUUUGCAGAGAAUGUUGGUUCAAAAUCGCUUGUUGAGGAAAGUGGAGAGCGCUUCUGUCAGAUUGCCAUUGACUUGGAAGGCCCUUUAGCUCCAGUCCAUGAGGUUGUGCUCAGAAGAGAAUUUAAGGGUGAGAGGAUGAGAAAGCUUCAGGGUGGAAGCAGCAUUCAAGCUGCACCUAGAAAAUAGUGCAAUAUGAAACAGCGAGAAUUGGGAAUUCCAAUCUAAGGGACCUGCAAGACAGUGACUGAGGUAUAAGGCCCCUGAGAAGCAGUAGGAAGGAGAAUAGGAUGGGGCCAGACAAUAAAGAUUUUGAGCUAGGGAGUAAUCUUCGAGAAAAUCAAUCUGGCAGCAUAGACUGGAUUGGGUUGGGGGUGCAAGAGGAGAUCAGGAGAUUAUUAAAAUAUGCAGGCACAUAAUAGUCCACUCUGAUUAUAGAGAACUGCACACUUGUCCAGUUACUCUCAUUAGGGAGAUGGCGUAGGGGAAGAAGACUGACUGUAGAGGCAGCCCCAGGUUUACAUCCUGUCAUUCAGCCUGAGUGCAUUCUUGUACUUCACAUAAACCUCAUCUUAAAAAACGGGCUGUGAUACCUGCCUUAUACAAAAUUGUGGCAAGGAUGAAAUGACAAAGUGAGGACAAGGUCCGUUAUGCCCAAUACAUAACAGGUCCUUUCACACAUUAGUACUCAGUAAUCUGAGUUGAAUUGUGUUGAGCUAAAUUGGCCCUAUAGGCAAAAUUAGGAAGUUGGAUAGUUUGGUUUUCAGGGAGCAUCUAGAACUGUUGUGACCAGAUUCAUAUCUUAGAUCACUUGACUGCAGUGUAGAAAGGAUUGGAGGGGGCCAGAAGAGACCAGGAGAACAGUUAGGAGGCUGCAGCAGUAAUCCAGGUGAGAAGAGAUUUGGAGGAAGGAAUCAGCGAUGACUCCCAGGUGAAUGACAGUUGGCUGCAUGGAGAGUGGUGUUCCAACGGAGAUGGGGAACCCUAGAGGAGGAACAGGAUGGUGAGGGGAGGAUGAUGAGAUUAGUCUGGAACAUUUUGCCUUUUAGGCACUUGUGGGAUAGCCAAGUAGAAAUAAACAGUAGGCAGGUUGACACACAGGUCUCUAGCUCCAAGCUAUCUGAACAGUGCGUCGCCGAUAGCAAGGACUAUUGCCAUGACUAUUAUAUCUGGACUGGAGAAAGAGAUAUGGGAGUGUGUUAUAGGACAGUGGCGAUGAUACACAGGAAUAAUAAUAAUGUCAGCAACGACCGAGCUAGCACUUAUUUUGAAUUAUUUAUGGUACAGAACCAGAAGUUGUAAUAAGUGCUUUGCAUGAAUUGACUGACUCAGUUAAUCCACUGAAUUUAUGAGUAUGAAACUAUUACCAUUCUCAAUUGGGAAACGGAGGCACAGAGUUUAAGUAACUUGUGCAAGGCCACAGUACUGUGAAUAAAUGGUGGAGCCAGGCUUUGAACCCAGUCAGACCCCAAAUUUCAUGAUCUUAGGUCACAGUCCAGAAAAUAAGCCAUUAAACGCAAGACGGGCUAUAAAUUAAUUAGCAGGUCAGGUUACUGCUAGUAAGCGUUAAAGCCAGAAUUCAAAGCAUCACAAGAAGUAUAAAGUGAAUCUCCGUCCUUGAAGAACUGAUCGUCCACGUGGGGUGAUGAGCCAUGGAAGAAAUGCUGGGAAGAGCCGGCGCCGGAGCAGUGGUGGGGGGUCUAGCUUGGGGGGAACCAUGGAGAAGGGCCAGCCUCCCGGCUUCCUAGAGAGGCGCUAGGAGCGUCGGCCGCUCGGGCUUCCGCCUAGCUACGUUUGGCAGGGCUGCGGGCGCCCCGGGUGAGCUGCCGGGGAUUCGGCGACCCCGCUCCCCGGGGGUGGCCUAGUCCUCCCUGUCCUGAAGCUCUGGCGUCGGGGUCUCGUAGACGCCUCCCGAGAGGCCCGCGCGGCUGCCCCGAGCCGGGGCCCACCCCGCUGCCGGCAGAGGCACGAUCGUCCUUCCUGUCCCGGAGAGCUGGCCUGACAUCCUCUGGCUCCCGGUACUCAGGUUCUGCAGGUUCUUGCUUUUCCCAACAGAGGGGGCAGUGCAUGAAGCCAGGGGUCAUCAGCCAUGCUCCAGACAGUGCGGUCCCAGGAGUCAGUGACCUUUGAGGACGUGGCUGUAUACUUCACCCAGAACCAAUGGGCGAGCUUGGACCCUGUGCAGAGGGCCCUGUACAGGGAGGUGAUGCUGGAGAAUUAUGCAAAUGUAACUUCCUUGGCAGUAUUUCCAUUCCCUAAACCAGAUGUGAUAUUCCAGCUGGAGCGAGGGGAAGCACCACGGGGCCUGGAUCCCUGGACCCCUGUCAGGGGAGAGGCCCUGAGAGCUGUCUGCACAGGUGGUAAAAGCAAGACUGAGAAUGCAGAGCAGACUCCAAAGCUGAACAUUUCUGAAGAAGCAGAGUUGCACAGACUGAUGGCAGAAGGGCUACUGAUGGGUGCUUCCCAGCACCCUCACAGUAAGGACGGCUUGGAGAAGCUGCAGCUGUGUGGCACAGGGAGGAAAACAAACUCAAAAAAAGGAGCCUUCACAGACUUGACAGUCCAGGAUCAUAAAUCCUCCACCAUGGAAAGAGCCAGGAAAUUGGAAGGAAGCAGUGGUGUCGGCACACAUCUCAUUACAAAGCAGGGCCUCCCUAGAGGACAGGUGUUUUAUAAAUGUGGCGAGUGUGGCAGAUAUUUCAACCAACAUUCAGACUUUUGCCAGCAUCAGAGAAUUCACACUGAUGAGAAGCCCUACAAAUGCAAAGAAUGUGGGAAAGCCUUCAGAUACAACUCAAAACUCUCACGGCACCAGAAAAUCCACACUGGGGAGAAACCCUACUCAUGUCAGGAAUGUGGACAAGCCUUCAGUCAAAAUUCCCACCUCCUUCAGCAUCAGAAACUCCAUGGUGGAGAGAAGCCCUAUGAAUGUAAAGACUGUGGGAAAACCUUUAGCUACAACUCAAAACUUAUUCGGCAUCAGCGAAUCCACACUGGGGAGAAACCCUUUAAGUGUAAGGAAUGUGGGAAGGCUUUCAGGUGUAGCUAUGACUGCAUCAUCCAUGAGCGAAUUCAUACUGGGGAGAAGCCCUAUGAAUGUAAGGAAUGUGGGAAAAGUUUCAGUUCAAAUUCAGUCCUGAUUCAGCAUCAGAGAAUCCACACUGGGGAGAAACCUUAUGAAUGUAAAGAGUGCGGCAAGACUUUUCGCCGGAGUUCAGUGUUUCUUCAGCACCAGAGGUUCCACACUGGGGAAAGACUCUAUAAAUGUAACGACUGUUGGAAAACUUUCAGUUGUAGCUCACGCUUUAUCGUACAUCAGAGAAUCCACACUGGGGAGAAACCUUAUGAAUGCCAGGAGUGUGGGAAGGCAUUCAAUCAGAAAAUCACCCUGGUUCAGCAUCAGCGAGUUCACACGGGAGAGAAACCUUAUGAAUGUAAGGUGUGUGGGAAAGCCUUCAAAUGGAGCGCCAGUUUCAUUCAGCAUCAGAAGUUGCAUACUAGGAAGAAACCCGCCCACAGUACAGGGCCAUCCACAGUUAAGCCCCACUGCCCCUCAUCAGUCCCAUCCCCUCUGCCUCCUCAGCAUGCGUGCUCUGCCCCAGCCAUGCCAGGGUCUCCCUUGUCUUCUCCACAUGCAGUGCUACUUGCUCCCGCCGUGCCUCUCUUCGUGCUACUCCCCUCAUCUGAAAUGGCCAGUUCUUCACCCGUCCAGUUAGUGCAUUUCUUUCAGGAUCUUGCUUCUCCUGAGAAGUCAUCCCCUUAUAGCCUGAACACUUUGUCUCACUCCCCGUGAGCUCCCUCAAGUUCUCAACUCCCAGUGCACCUGGAGUCAUCAGUUUCCACUUGCUCCUGAUCAUGUCUUUGUCUAUACACUUCUGGUCUUGUGUAUGUCAUUAUUGUUUUCACAACUCCAUUUUAAGUUCUCACACUUAAGGACCAUGUUUGAUUACCUUCUCUCCCCAUGGUAGGAAGUGGUUGUAUCUAUCCUUUAUAGUGCCUGGUCUUGGCCUCUACCAUCAGUUUGCACCUGCCUUCUCUACUAGAGUUGGAAGAGUUUGCAGAACAUUUUGGGUUUUAAAGGUGUGGCAUUACAAUGGGAUGGGCCAUUGUAAUUCAAGAAAUAGGGGAAAUGCAGUCCAUAGGGGGAGGUAAUCGAGAAAGUACCCAGUGAUUGCUUUCAGGAUUUAAGGAGGACCAUUUGGUGGGCCAGUAGCAGGGCUCACUGUGGGGAUAUGAGCCUUGGGUUUUUUAUUACCUUGAUAAUGACCGUUAUGAGGAUCCUGUGUAACUAAGCAGUAGAGCAAGAAAAUGAUCACUGAAAAGAAUAUGAAGUGAUGAGUUGGCAUUGAUAGCAAUAAUGUAAAAUCAUGUCUUUAAACUUGAUUGGAAGGGGAUGUGGUUUUCCUGUUUGGAUUCCUUUUCCAUUCCUAUCCAUAUCUUUGUUAAAUUUCAGUGCUCACUCAAAUAUGUAGGUAUAAAGAUUGACCUGGGCUUGUGCAAUUUAGGACACGUGCCUGGGUGUAGUAAUCUCUAAAUUAUACACGGAGUGGACUUGUUGGCAAUACGUGGAUAAGCAGUGGAGGGAAGGAGAAGAGAAACCCAACCAUGACUUAAUGUAGCUCCUGCCUCGGAAGGGAGUCUAUUCGUGAUCAGUAACCAUGCGCACACUCAGAUAUGUUCUCAUACCUGUUCCACAUCCCCUAUGAUGAAAUCUGAAUUUGUGAGUGGUGGCACUUUUAAAUUGAUUUUAUAAUGAACUACUUUGGUAACACCAAGGAGUGUUUUAAGAAUGCUGGUCUUGCUAGAUGUUACAAUCUCACUGGUUUGACCAUACUUUCUGUCUAGUAGUUAGAGGCUCUGCCCCAUCUCAGAAUCACUGCUUCAGGACAGUGUAGCAACAUGGAAAGGUACUUUAAAUAAUUAAGCAGGAAUACAGUACUAAGGAUAUGAUAUGUACACUGUUAUUGUAACACCAUAAAAUUAUGUCUGAGGGAGGGCAUAGAGAGACAUUUGGUUUUGGUUUUGGUCAGGUUUACUGAGAUAUACUUUGUAGACAGUAAAAUCCACCCUUUAAAAAAAAAGUAAAUAGUUUGGUGAAUUUUGACAAAUGAAUACAGUUGUAUAACCAAGAUAUAGAAAAUUUCCAUCACGCCAAAAAGUUCCCUCAGCACCAGGGAGAAAUUUAAAUGGUUGGUGGGAUGUUGGCGAUUGUUCUUUAUUUUUAUUCGUUGAUAAGGUUGUACAGUACAUACAAUUCAGGAUAAGAAAAGGCAAAAACCAAACUUAUUUCCCCAGCUGUAGUCAGAGCUUCCAGAAUAUGCAAAGAUCCCUCACCCAGAAUCAUUGCUAAGAAAAAGUCAAAAUGGAGGAAAAUGACAAUGAGUCUGGUUUCUUUGUCAUAUUUCUGAAACAGACACAUAUAUAAAAAUUUUGCCCUAUUUAUUUCCCCCAAACACCAUUAAACAGAAAGGGCCUCAGGGCUUCUGGGAGGAUUAUAGCAAGGAAGGAUGGGGGUGAGAGACUCCUAAACUAGCAGGACUUCAAAAAAGAGGAACUUCUAAAUAGAGUUUGGAGGGUAGCAGAUUAUACGACAAGAAAAAGUAAAGAAUGUAGGGGAAAAAUAAAUGGAUAUGCUCUGGGCUGAUAAAGGCUCUUGAGUCCUCCUGGCCAUGAGAUUUAUGAGUUUCUGACUUUGGUAACUUUUAUGUUCUCAUUUGUUCCUUCCUUUAUUCAUUAAUUCAAUAGGCAUUUAGGGUUUUUCCCCAUUGUUACACAAAUGUUAUUACACAGCCUCCACAGCACGUCCUAGGUGCUGAACGAUGAAGACUGUGCCACUGUUCAAUGCAGGGACCAGCGCUGCCAGGUUGUCUGGCACUUAGUAGACACUCAGGUGUUUUUGACAAGGGCCAUGUGUAGCUCAUGGAAAGGACAGAUGUGUAAAAAUAAACUCAUACAUCACUUAAAUUCCAACUUAGCGUUCCUUCAGGAGUUUCUAUUUUCACUCAAAGUGAAAUGACUAUAAACUUACUGACUCCCCCCACACUUGUUAAUUUAGCAUGAGGACUGCCCACUUCCUUCAGGAAAGGUAUAUGGGUGUCAUAAUACUUGAAAGGUUUAGUUUUGAGACUUCUGUCUUUACCAGUGACUUGGCUAAGUAUAUGAUUUAGGUCUCUGCUUAAAAAUACCAGAAACCGGGGCGGCCAGGUGGCAGAGCGGUUAUGUGCACGCGCUCCACUUCAGCGGCCCGGGGUUCUCAGGUUCGGAUCCUGGGCGUGCAACAACACACCACUUGUCAGGCCAUGCUGUGGCGGCGUCCCAUAUAAAGUAGAGGAAGAUGGGCACGGAUGUUAGCCCAGGGCCAAUCUUCCUUAGCCCCCCCCAAAAAAAAAGGAGGAUUGGCAUCAGAUGUUAGCUCAGGGGUGAUCUUCCUCACAAAAAAUAAAAAUAGCAGAAACCUACUUGAAUUAACUCAAAUACAUUUAAUUUAUCAUAAGGAUUCCUGUGUGUAUCCUGACACCCAAGGGCAAGAAUGCAGCCAGGAGCUCUGGAGCCUGGAAAACCCAAGCAGUCAGGAAGAACAGGCAGAACACUCAGGCUCAGUCUCAGCUCUCUCCUCACUUCUGAUCCCUUCUCCUCUUUGCAUUCCUGCUUUCUCUAUCCCUAAGCACAUGGCAGAAGUUGCCGUAGGUCCCACGUUUACAACUCCAUUCCAGAGAACCAGCCCAAACUGAGAAUCUCCCAGACUUAAUUCCAAAUUCCAGGAGAGAGAAUCUGAUUUGCCCACUUCAGGUGUUCACUUCUGUUCUACUCUCCCUUGCCUUGGGGAGAGGGAGGCAGGGGGCUCUGGGUUGUCAAGUGUAAACAAGGCUGCUGGGGCCCCCACCCUGUGGCUGGGCUCAGCAGACACCCAAAAGGUUGUCUGUUGCUGUCUUCUUAGUUCACAACCCUUUCCCUCAUUUCUGUUGCUCCAUGUCUCCUGGCAACUAAGAUAACUGAGGACAACCUUCAGGAUAUUUUUGUCCUGACUGCCUGGAAGCUUUUAAAAAUUUAUCUUUGACAGUGGUUUACCCUGGUGUUGAUCACCCUCCAUUAGUGUAUCUUGGCUCACAGUGAGCUCUCUCAGUCUGUGCAUUCAAAUCUUCCUUUGUGGAUGGCUUGUGACUGGCCAAUCUGGGGCGGAAGAGCUGAUGGGGUUAUGGGAAGUGGGGAUAUAGUCCCCUCUGAUUUCCUCUGGAUUCUGUGUUUGGGUUAAACAGGCACCUAUGGCCAUGGGUUGAGUGAGGGUGAAUAUGGUUCUUGGGCCUUUCUCUUUGAGGUAUAUGUGUAUAGCCAACUCAGCAGCAGCAAGGCUGGCUUCCUGAUUAUAGCUCUUCAUCUGGUUCAUUUCUGGUUAUAGUUCUCCCUGGUUUCCCUUGUCCUUUCACAGCCACUCCACCAUGGAAGCUGGGUUGGUGAUAAGAAAAACCACGUGGCUGCAUGAUUUCUCCUUUAAUCUUGCUACUACUGCCAUGCCUCUGGAAGGAAUAGGCCUCCUGCAGGGUAUUGCCUGCAUCUCCCUUAACUGCCCCUGCCCACAGCCCUCAUCUCCCAAGUUGAGAUUUCUAAGUAGCAGCUUCAGAGAGAUCUCAUUCUAUAUACUCCCUGUACCCUUCACCAUAACAGAGAUUAGGCAAGCUGUGGGGCAGACCUCUGCCUCCUCCUACAGGUCUGUCUAAAUUGUAACGUGCUCCGCUGACAGUCUUCAGUGAUUUCAGUGUGAAUUCGGGCUAAUUCUGUAGUAUCUAGCCUUCUCCUAGGGAAAGAUUAGCACUCAGUAUGUGAAAUCUUGCCCUGUUAACAAGACCUCAGAGGUUAGAGGGAUCAGUGAUUGUGCACAGUGCAGACUGUUAAACUAAUCUUUACCAGUCCAGCCCCUAGACUGGGUUCCAGGAAUAGUGAGGGCAUAAGAAGAGAUGCAAACAGCUAUUUUCCUAUAUGAUGCCGCGCCCUGGAGGCCAAGACGCCCCGGCUUUUAGAUCAUAGUUGCACGUGGGACAGCCAGGAGUACAGGCAGGACCCCCAAACAUUUGCGUCGUUCCUGGUCCUGCUGCGGCCCCAUCUGUAGCCAGCCGCUGGGGUCUGGGCAGGCAGGGUUGCAACAAGAGUAUCGCUACCGCCGGUGGGCAUCUCCAACUCUAACUGCAGCGAGAAGGCCGGGCUAUGCCGCCCGGGCACGUGAGCGUUCCGGACCAACGCACCACCGAGAGGGAACCCUCCGGCUUCCUAGAGGGGACAGUGGGCUCCGCCGCGCUUCCGGCUCGGUGCUGGUUGGUGGAGCCCCGGCGCUCCCGCGGGAGAAGGAAUCCGGGCGCUGGUGCUGCGGGCCCGGGCGGGCGGGAGCCGGUGAGGCGACGCGCUCGGCCCGUCCGUGGUCUGGGCUGGCUUGAGGGCCUUGACCUGGAAGUGGCUGGCCGAGGAGGCCCGGUGCCCCGGGGCCGCGCAGCCCGCGCCCCUGCCGGCGGGGCGGGUUCGUUGGUCCUCCGCUGAAGGGAUGUCCGCACCGGCCUCUGCUCGCCUUCCUAGUCUCAUUUCUCAGGACCCCGAGGGCAGUGUGUGAAGCGGGGACGCCAGCCAUGUUCCAGGCCACUUGGCGCCAGGGGCUGAGAUCAGAACUGAGAAGGGAGAAUCAACUCAAAAGGAACACAUUUCUAAAGAAAUGGAGUCCUACAGACUGACAUUAGGA